AUCUACUUGGUGAAUUUUCUUGUGAAUCUUCCGAUGAAUACCGCUUGCGACGAUGCAUUUUCUCAUUAGGGGUGCCCAAAAUGAAUCGAAUAUUGGACAAUAUUUCAAACGAUGAUAUUGUUAAAGAAUCGUUAAGGUUAUUGGUCGAUGAGCAUUCAUUAUCGUUGAGUACAUUUAUUGAAUUAUUCAAACCCCGUCUGACGAGUUUUGAUGCAAAUGAACGUGAUAAAGCAAUUCAUUGCGUUGCAACUGUUUUAUGCAAUCUUCCAAAGGAUUUUUUAAAUGCUGAACAAGUUAAACUAUUAUUAGAAUUUUUCCUGGAUCGAUUAGAAGAUUGUUCAAUCUCAAGUGAAAUCAUUAUCAAUGCAAUAAAUCAUUUGGUUUGCAAAGUAUGUUUAUUACCUAUGGAUUAUGAAUUAAAAAUUUUCAAUAAAUUAUUUGGUGAUUUAAAUAUUCAAUCAUUUUCACCUAAAGUUCGAGAAGAACUAUAUGAAAUUCUCGAGUUUUUACUUAUUUUUCACCUCAAAGGUAUGCGAACGGUUGGUGUGGAUUGUGCAUUGUGUUUUAUUCGUGCAGCUAGUGGCGAACACAACGCACGAUGUCUCCUUAUAGUUUUUCGAGUAUUCUGUUUGAUCGUAAAAAAUCUUGUUCUUGGUCCUUUUCUGAAUGAAUUGUUUGAUAUUAUUGCUUCUUAUUAUCCAAUCGAAUUUAAUCCGCCGAAAAGUGAUAAAAAUACUAUUACACGGGAUGUUUUGGUUGCAGGCUGUGAAGAAUGUUUUUUGGCUCAUAGUGGCUUUGCUGAUUUAACGUAUAAAUUAAUUAUUGAAAAAUUAUUGGAUGAUGAGACUGAAGAAAUCGGUAAAAUAGAAAUAUGUUUAUUUUUGGUAAAAGCCUGUGUAUUUUAUCCUGUAGCACCUUUGCGUAAUCAUCUGGAUGGUUUACUUGGUGGUCUUCGAGCUGUUGCUUUAAAUCCUUCUUCAGAUGCUGAAAGUGUUUCGAUUCCCGUUCAUUCCGCUAUACAAGCGAUUGCUUUGAAAUUUCUUGAUCAUUCUGAGGAUAGUUUGGAUGGAAUGGAACAAAUAUGCAAUUGUGAAUUGUUUGUUUUGCAAGCUCAACUUGGAUUAAUGAAUCGUGCUUUGGACUUAUUAGAAGCUACGGCAAAGGUCGAUAAAAGCGCCGCUCAAAUUAUUCUGCCGCAAGUUUUGCGAUGGCUUUUGAUGAUUUGUAGGGGCGAUUCAUCUAAUACCUCAUCAAAUAAAGUCUCAGUAAUCACUGAUGGUCUUAAUUCUCUACCAAUUUGGCUCAAUCUUUUAAAAAAAAAUAAGGACGGGAUUAAUUGUCAUAAAAUUUGUGAUGAAUUCAUCGAUUUUCUUCAGAACAAGUUCUGUUUUGUCGACGAAGUCUUGAAGUAUUCAACAAAAUACGUUGUGGCUGAGACUUUCAUGCAGUUGAUUCACUUAGAAAAUUACAAUUUAAACAAACUUUGCGAAUGCUUACUUAUGCGAACUGUUGCUGAUAUCAACAGCAGUGGAGAACAACUCAGGAGGUAUUGUUCAUCGUUUAUUAGUGGUUUUGCUCAAUGUAAUUGGCAGAAAAAUAACAGUCGAUUUUUCCUAAAAAUGGAAGCUUUAGGGCUGAAUAGCGAAAAUGAACAACUUAUUACUCAUGUUUUUCGUAAUAACGUUGACAAUGUUAAAAUCUGCAAAGAUUUUUUGGUGCAUACAUUAAAUAUCUUUUUGACAAUGGACCAUAAAAAUGUAGAAGCGAAUUGCUUACAACAAAUUGGUCUAAUCAUAGAAGAAAGUUAUAGCAACGGUAAAUUGCGAGAAUAUGAAAAAAAGAGUUUGGAAUGGAACUCAGUAGAUAUCAUACGAUUCAAAAGUCGUGUUUGUUUAUCGCUUCUUUUUGCUGGUCGGGUACAAGGUCUGAAAUAUUUUGAAGAUCUUAUUAGUGCGAUUGUUUACAAUCAAGAAAAUACGAAUAUUUUGGUUAGUGAACUGAAAAAUAUUUUCGACUUUGAAUCCAGCUCUAAUAAUCCGGAUAAAUGCCGUAUCAGUCUUAUUUCAGACAAUCGUAAUAUUCAACUUCAAUUUUAUGAACUUUUAAUUCCAAUUUUGCUUAUGUUGCAAGAUAUCAGUACGUUCUUAACUUUAGAAUACACAAUGCUUCUUCCAAUCUUCCGUGAUAUUUUUGAUAAGAGUGGAAAUGAUAGUUAUGCUACAGGAUGGGCUACAUUUAACGCAAUACGUUGCUUUGAGUUAUUAGCUCGGCGAUGGCCAGUCACAACUUUAAUGCAGUAUAGCAAUCAAGUUUUCACCGCUCUUAUUAAAGCUACUGGAUCUCAUAAGCGUGUAAUAAGGACUGCUGCUGCUGAUGUUCGGAACAUCUGGUGA
Molecule: messenger RNA, 2393 nt
Organism: Dracunculus medinensis (Guinea worm)
Lineage: Eukaryota; Metazoa; Nematoda; Chromadorea; Rhabditida; Dracunculidae
Source: the annotation of a GenBank genome assembly